AUGGAAAGCGGGCUAGUCCCUGCUUUGGGGCGCGCCAAGAAUGCAGCCCUAAGUGGACUAGCGCUCAUUCUCCGCACCAACACCGGACGCAUAGCGUUUGUCAUAAUCCUCGCUCACCUCAUAGUAGCGGUGUCGGGCCCCUGGAUAUCGCCCUAUCCGCCUACCGACUAUGACCUGCCAAAUCGCUUCAGCGGCCCCACCGCCGAACACUGGCUAGGCACCGACGACAAAGGGCGCGAUGUACUGAGCAGGGUCCUUGCAGGCUCUCGCUCUAUAAUCUGGAUAGCCACCGUCGGCACUGUCCUCGGCGUAACGCUGGGCACGAUUGUCGGCAUAAGCAGCGGUUACUUCGGCGGGAAGAUCGACCAAACCAUAAUGCGUUUCGUGGACUGGUUCCUCGCUAUCCCAUCGCUCCUGCUCGCCAUCCUGAUAAUCAAUAUGAGCAGGCAAUGGUUCAGCGGCUUAGACGAAUCGUGGCUCGUCAUAUUGACGAUCGGCGUCUCGUUCAUGCCCAACAACAGCCGCGUCAUAAGAAGCGCUGCGAUCUCCAUCAAACCCCUUGAGUUCGUGCAGAGCGCCAGGCUCCGAGGCGAACCGACGAUAUACAUCAUGUUCCGCGAGAUACUACCGAACAUCCUGCCAGUCGUGGCAGUCGAGGCAACCAUACGGCUCAGCUUCGCGCUGCUGCUGACCGCAGGGCUUGGCUUCCUCGGUCUUGGCGUACAGCCGCCCUCCUCCGACUGGGGGCUGAUGGUAAGCGAGAACUUCCCCUACAUCGGAAUUGUGCCCUUUGCGGCGCUCUCGCCCGGCAUCGCCAUGGCAUCACUCGUCGUAGGCAUAAACCUGCUCGCCGACGGCAUAAGGCAGGCGCAGAACCUCCCCGAAACCGGAGCGUGA
This is a messenger RNA of Geodia barretti, 897 nucleotides long. The record is from the annotation of a GenBank genome assembly. Lineage: Eukaryota; Metazoa; Porifera; Demospongiae; Tetractinellida; Geodiidae.